Synchytrium microbalum is the source of this 1158-nucleotide messenger RNA. RefSeq lists its product as uncharacterized. The transcript is spliced from 7 exons. Gene Ontology annotation, cellular component: Golgi apparatus; endoplasmic reticulum. The record is from RefSeq and is a predicted model, not a curated record. Gene Ontology annotation, biological process: protein targeting to membrane; peptidyl-L-cysteine S-palmitoylation. Bases 1 to 1158 code for a protein of 385 amino acids. NCBI's taxonomy places the organism in Eukaryota, Fungi, Chytridiomycota, Chytridiomycetes, Synchytriales, Synchytriaceae. Gene Ontology annotation, molecular function: protein-cysteine S-palmitoyltransferase activity.
AUGAACAGGUCAGCCGAUGGCCCGUGGCCAAUGAAGAACAAGGUCUUGAUUCUAUUGGGCUUCCAUAGACGGGACCAGUUUAUCUUUAUAAUGGCUGUGAUUCUGUUGAUUGUGCCCAAUGCCUUAUUUGGUGUCUACAUCGCACCCUGGGCAUGGUCACAUACUUCGCCGGCCUCGGUAAUCAUAUGGGCAUUCUUAUGGCUAUGGACGGCUGUCUCUCACUUUACUACCACUAUACUUGAACCUGGUUAUCUGCCAAAGAAUCUGGAUCCACCUGCCGAUUCAAAUCUAGUUCCUACAAGUCGGCAGCCGUCCUUACAGCCCGGCCAGCUACCUCCAAACUAUCCUUUCAACGGCGGAGAGUUUGUUCCAGACACGAGAUCCGUCGUCGUUAACGGCUGGGAGGUCAAGAUAAAGUACUGCCACACAUGUCGGUCAUGGCGAACACCUCGAUGUUCACAUUGCUCAACUUGUGGUCGCUGUGUAGAAGGAUUUGAUCAUCAUUGUCCUUAUGUCGGCACAUGUCUCGGAAAACGCAACUACCGCUUCUUUUACAUGUUCCUAAUAUCAGUCCUAUGUCUCUCCGCAUACGUACUCAGCUUCUCACUCGCAAUGCUGAUAAUCAAUGGACAGACACUGCCCGGAGGUUUCUGGGAUGCAGUAGCGAAAUAUCCAGUUAAUGCGGCAAUCGCCAUAUUUGGUGCCAUGAUUCUGAUAUCGUUGUCGUCUUUAACAACAUAUCAUACAAUGCUCAUCAUGCAGAACAUGACAACACACGAUCAGUUACGGGAACGAGAUCACAAAUUUAGAGCCAGUAAUAUUACUGCUCCGUUUGAUCAGGGCUCUGUAGCCAAUAAUUGUUGUCGAGUCGGAAACUAUCAACCGCUGGUAUUAGCUGCAUCCUCAUCACAGUCCGAUAUAGAAGCAAUACCACCAUCAUCACAACCACCCAACAAUAAUGUCAUUAUACCGCAACCUGUACCAUCAUCAGGAUUUCCUCAAAUGGAAACAAGAAGGCAUGAAAACCCAUUGCCACCACUACCUGUAAUCGAUCAUGAAGCCGCAGAUUUAGGAAUACCGAGAGAGAGCUUGACAGAUGCUUCAACAAACGCUCCUAGCUCAAACGCUACGAGCUCACAUGAUGCACUUAUUGGAUAA